Messenger RNA from Prosopis cineraria, 1929 nucleotides. RefSeq lists its product as uncharacterized. Gene Ontology annotation, molecular function: folic acid binding; transferase activity. NCBI's taxonomy places the organism in Eukaryota, Viridiplantae, Streptophyta, Magnoliopsida, Fabales, Fabaceae. The record is from RefSeq and is a predicted model, not a curated record. The transcript is spliced from 3 exons. The coding region runs from base 889 to 1791 and encodes 300 amino acids.
UUAAUUAGUAAUUACAUUAAACGAUUUUCCGAGAGUCUGAGAAUGCACUGCUUCAGGGCCUUUCGCCUGUAUGCUCGUUGCUAUCCGCUGAUGAAAGCUGAGUCACCAGGUACUUAUUUAUUAGUCAACUACCACUGCAAAUCACAAAUCUGUGUGCCUUCUCAAUUUUUUGGACUUCUCGUGACGCGGCGUUUUCAGAAAGAGAUACCACACCUUGCUGAAUCAACCAAUGGAUUUCCAUCCCACUUGCAAGUUGGUCUAUCGUUUCUCCACUGAAUUGAAGACAUGGCUCAACCAAUGAUCGUUAGUUUUUUCUUUCAUACAAAAGACAUUUUUCAAUCAGCGUGUCUCUGGCAAAAUUUGUUUCUUUCCUUUUUCAAGGAAUGAACUUGAAAGUCAUGUUUUCACUGUUUUUUUUAACUGAGGCCGGAAAGAACUGUUUUCAUUUUGCUUUUGUACCGUAGUUCUGUUGAAAUCUUUCAGUCUUCAAGUGCGUUAAUUAACUGACAAAAGCUAGGUGAAACUGAAUGGCACCAGCAACACGCGGUGAUUACAUCCAGAAGAUUCUGGGGAUACUUUAACAUGUGACGCGCUCAAACAAUCUGAUUUUUUUUGCUUUGGUUAGUUCGGUUUUGAAAAUCAAAAUGACAUACUCGGAAACAGACAUCGCUGAGAAAAUCGUAAACAAAAUCGUAUUUUUCAAUGCAAUUUUCGAUAUAUCUGUCGUAACACAACCACUGCAAGUAUAUAAGGUUGCAAUGAUCAUAGAGAGGACAGAGCAUCAUGUUAUGUAAGACGAGUCGAACCUAUCCUCAGCGUGUAAAAGUUUUUGCCUUUUUGGUUGGACCAUUUCUGACUUGUUAGGAAAAGAAAGCCGCGUACCAGUCGAUGCUACUAUGCUGCAAGAUGUUCAUCUCUGAAGCACGAAACAGUGCAACCCUUGACGCCAUUGAAGGAGCCGCGAUGGCAAACACAGAAACCGUGAUCGUGACCAAAUGUGACGAUAGAGCCUACAACAGAACAAGGUACACUCUUGUAUCUUACGUUCUUGAUGACUGUACAGGAAAUGCUAUAUAUAGCCCCUUGCACCAAACGGUGAUAGCCAUGGCAGAGGCUGCAUUCAACUCCAUCAACCUUGAAUCCCAUGACGGGGCUCAUCCAAGAUUAGGCGUCGUGGAUGACAUUUUGUUCCACCCUCUUGGUCGUGCCUCACUGGAUGAAGCUGCCUGGCUUGCUAAAGCAGUAGCUGCUGACAUUGGCAACCGAUUCAAUAUGCCAGUCUUUUUGUAUGCUGCAGCACAUCCAACAGGAAAACCCUUGGACACUAUCAGAAGAGAGCUAGGGUAUUACAGGCCUAAUUUCAUGGGAAGCCAAUGGGCAGGAUGGACUAUGCCCGAGAUUCUUCCGCAGAACCCUGAGGAAGGACCAAUCAUGGUUUCAAAAGCCAAAGGCAUCUCCAUGAUCGGUGCACGCCCUUGGGUGGCUCUCUACAACAUACCCAUUUUGUCCACGGAUGUAGCAGCAACAAGGAGGAUUGCAAAGAUGGUUAGUGCUCGUGGUGGUGGACUACCAACAGUUCAAACACUGGGGCUUGUUCAUGGCGAAGACUCGACUGAAAUAGCCUGCAUGCUGCUGGAGCCAAACCAGAUUGGAGCCGACAGGGUGCAGAACCGAGUUGAGAUGCUGGCUGCUGAAGAGGGUUUGGAUGUAGAGAGGGGAUAUUUCACUGAUUUUUCUCCAGAAAUGGUCAUGGAAAAAUACACCUCUUUAAUUUCUGGUAAUAGAAUGUGAUCUCGUGAUCACUGGCUAUAUGCCAAGUGACAUUAAUUUCUUCGUCACCCAUGAACGAUAGGUGUUGUAAAUUGCCUUAAAGACUGGCUAAUGAUUGCAAUGACAACCAAAAAAAUGGUUUUUACCAAGAUAAAACAA